Messenger RNA from Marmota monax (woodchuck), 945 nucleotides. RefSeq names its product olfactory receptor 10AG1-like. Gene Ontology annotation, cellular component: membrane. Gene Ontology annotation, molecular function: G protein-coupled receptor activity; olfactory receptor activity. The record is from RefSeq and is a predicted model, not a curated record. Lineage: Eukaryota; Metazoa; Chordata; Mammalia; Rodentia; Sciuridae. Bases 1 to 945 code for a protein of 314 amino acids. Gene Ontology annotation, biological process: G protein-coupled receptor signaling pathway. The transcript has a single exon.
AUGAAGCAUGAAGAGAUAGUAGUAGAAGACAAUGUCUCCACAGUGGUACGGUUCGUCUUGCUGGGAUUUUCUGAAUUUCCAAAUAUCCAAGGUUUCCUAUCUGGGGUGUUCUCCAUCAUUUACAUAGUUAUCCUCAUUGGGAACUUCCUCAUAAUCAUAAUAACCAGGCUGGACCCUGCACUGCACAAACCCAUGUACUUUUUCCUGGGACAUUUUUCUUCACUGGAAAUCUGUUAUGUUUCAGUCACUCUCCCGAGGAUUCUGGUCAGCCUUUGGACUCAGGAUAGGAGCAUCUCCCUACUGAGCUGUGCCACACAAAUGUAUUUUUUCCUUAUGUUUGGAGCAACAGAAUGUUUCCUCCUGGCUGUGAUGUCUUACGACCGUUAUGUGGCCAUCCGUAACCCUCUGCACUAUCCUCUAGUCAUGAACCCAAAGAAGUGCCAUCAACUGGCAGCUGGCUCCUGGCUUGGGGGAAUGCCAGUCCAGAUAGGACAAACAUGGCAAAUAUUCUCUCUGCAUUUCUGUCAUUCUAACCGAAUCAACCACUUCUUCUGUGACAUACCCCCCAUUCUCAAGCUAGCCUGUGGGGAAACUUUUGUGCAUGAGGUGUCUGUCUAUAUAGUAGCUGUGUUAUUUGCUGUAGUCCCUUUUAUGUUAAUACUUGCCUCUUAUAGCAAAAUUGGACUCACGAUUCUGAGGUUGCCAACAGCCCAAGGAAGGGCUAAGGCAUUCUCCACUUGCUCCUCCCACCUGCUGGUUGUGAUUUUAUUUUUUGGAUCAGCUUCCAUUACCUACCUUAGGCCCAAAUCCAACCAUUCUGCAGGAACUGACAAAGUGCUCUCUCUUUUAUACACCAUAGUGACUCCUAUGUUUAAUCCCAUGAUAUACAGCCUUAGGAAUAGGGAUGUGAUUGCUGCUCUGAAAAGAUUCAUGCUUAAAACAUAG